AUUACUGAAAAUUGUCAAAAAUUUAAGGUGAACUUGUCAAAAAUUGCUUGAAACAUCAUUUAAAGUCGAUGAAGUGUCUCAAAAUUGGAAUAAAAAGUUCGGAAAAUAAAAAAGAGAUUGACGAGCAAAAAAAACUGAUUCGCGAAAGUGAUUCAUUGGCUCAUAAUUUUCACGAAUCACUUCUGAAAAAAAUGUUUUGAAUCAUUCCCAAACCCUACUGCAAGCUCUGAAAAAGUUUUGCAUUUUACAAAAUGAUUUUGGAAAUUUUGACGCAAAAAUUCUGUAUUUUUAGUAAAAAUUUUAUUGAAGUGUCAUGUUUUUCCUCCCAUUGUUUUUUAGAGCAAAAAAAAAAGAUCAAGUUUCAUUUUGCUUCAAGCUGAAGAUGGCAGACAUUGAUUUGGUGGCCACCAAUUUCAAGAAUGAGAUGAGGAGAGAAGGAAGUAAAUAUGAGAAAAACUGCUCUGCAUAGAGAUCCCAAUUUUCUGAGUUUUGAUGUAUUUUCCUAUGGAGAGGAAUCAAAUCCUCCCCUAUCUUUUUCCUUUGUCUCUUAAUCCUGGGAAAAAGUGUUCAGGAAAAUUUCCUGAAAAAUGUUGAUACAGAAUUUUUCCAUUUCAGGAAACCGAGUGAUUGCACUCUCAGAUGUCCCAUCAAGAGAACAAAUUAGCAAAGAUACUAUGCUUGUUGAUCCCCUAUCAAUUUUUCGGACCAUAAUUUCGUCGAAAAAACAUGGAAAGGAUUUGAAAAAUUACUUCAGCUAUGAAUUAUCUCCAAUUCCAUUACCAUUAUUUUCACUAACAGGGAUGAGAAAAACGUCAAAAUCGAACUUAUUCAAGUUCUUCCCAGCUCUAACCAAAGUACCAAAUCUUGAAAAUGCGACCUACGUCAUCGAUGGUGGAUUUCUGCUACAUCGUGUACUUUGGAUUGGAAACUCAACAUAUGGCGAGUUGUGUGAUAAAUACGUAGAAUAUGUUCAAACUUUUGGAUCAGAUGUUAUGGUUGUCUUUGAUGGUUACGAGGAUACAAAAAAUAGCACCAAAAAUGCGGAACAUCUUCGUCGUCUCAAAAGAAAAGGAUCGAGUCCUGACUUGAUAAUUGACCAAGAUCUAAUUUGCACAAUCCCACAGGAAAAUUUUUUGACCAAUACGAAUAACAAAGUUAAUUUUAUUCGAUCGCUGUGUUCUCGUUUUCAAGAGAAGGGAAUCGAUUGGAUAUCUGCUAAAAAUGAUGCUGAUAAAUUGAUCGUCAAUACUGCCAUUCAAAAAUCACGUGAUGGUGAAAACGCGGUGAUAGUUGGAGAAGAUACUGAUCUAUUAUUACUAGCCGUUGUAUUAUCCGAAUAUCCCCUUUUAAUGAUGAAACCUGCUCAACCGAAUACCGUCGAUAAAUAUUUUUCAGUCUUGAAAAUCAAGAAAAAAGUUCCUAGUGGCCUUUUGUUUCUUCAUUUAUUUACUGGUAGUGAUACCACGAACGCUUUCUAUGGUAAAGAUAAAGUUACGGCGAUUAGUAUUCUGAUCAAGAAAUCAUACUUGAGCCACGAAAUGGAUAAAUUUUAUGACCCAAAUGCUGAUCCGAAUGCCAUCGUUCAAGCCGGAGAAAUUAUCGCUGCGGCACUUUAUGGUGCUAAUAAAGAAAGAAAUUUAAACGAGUACCGUUAUAAAUGUUUUGAAAAAUUGUCAAAAAAUAAGCGAGAGUUUGAUCUAUCACAACUUCCACCUACGAAAGCUGCUUUAGAGCAGCAUAGUAAACGAGUUUACUACGAGCUGCAAAAUGUAAUCGGGAAUACUCUAGAUCCAGUAAAAUUUGGCUGGCAUUGCCUGUUCUAACAACCAUUCCUCCUGCUCCCGAAGACAUACUUAAUACAGUGUUUCCUGCGUGUAAUAAAAGGAGAAAAUGUGGUGAAUUGUGCGGAUGUAGAAAAAUCGGGCUGUAUUGCAAUUUUACUUGUUCUGAUUGGAAGAUUGGAGACUGAAGGAUUGACCAUGACGACAAGGAUGAAGAUUACAAUAACGAUGAUGAAGAAAAAUGUCAACUGGACAUAUAUUGUACAACUCCAAAAAAUUGUGUAGUUAGGAAAAAGUUGAGCAGUUCCAAAAAGUUAAGGUUUUUGAUAUUGAUGAAAAACUACAAUUAAUAAUUUUAUUCGAUUGUAUGUUCGUAUAUUUUCUUAUACUAUUGGUGUUUUACAAGUUCACCAUUUUUGAGCCGAUUUCCGGGUGGUCACUUCCAGUGUGUUUUUUUUUGGACCAGCAUAUUUUAUGAGAAAAAAAAAUUCGAAAAAUCAGAAAAAAUCGUGCUUGAGGAGUCCACCUGAAAAUUAGCUCGAAGGUGGAUAAUCUCAUUGAGCAGGUUAAACAAUUUGUGAAUAUUUUUAACAAGUUCAGAUAUUUCCAAUUUCGCUGGAAAAUAUGUCCAGUCAAAUGUGCCAAACAGGAUUGUGAAUUUCUCAAAAAUUGUAUCAUGAACCUUAAAAUUACUCGUGGAUGAUGAUUGAAUGAAGCAGGGGCAAUGGAUACCAAAAAAAAAAGAAAAAACACGAAAAACUAAAAAUUACGUUGAAAGUAAAAUUUUAGGGGAAAAAACUGAAAAUGAAAACUGAAGAACAAGAAAAAUGUAUCUGAAAAAAGCUAGAAAGAAAAACUAAAAAACAAAAACCUAUACUUACAUGAAAAAAGCAUAAUUUAAAUUCGAAUUUCGUACCAGCUGGCUGUGAAAAUCGAAAAUUGACGCGUAAACGAGAUUUUAAGAAAAUCAAUAGGCCCUCGCUAAAUCUUUCGUUGAAGCCUUGCGUCAAAGUCUUCGCCAGAGCCAACUCCAAAGCCUAUAAAAAUUCGCCAAAAAUCAUAAAAUCAACUUCACAACCUAAAAUUUAAAGGAAGAUUGGGAUUUUUCGAUGUCCUCGUUUGAACUAUCCAAAUUUCGUUUCGUUUCAAUCAGAAAUUCUAGAAUCAAGAAGUUCCCUUGUUCAGAAAAACAUGCAAAGAUUUCUUCACUUUUUGUACUAAUUUUUUUUUAGAAAUUUUUGCUUUUGCUUCCUUUGAGUGCCAUCUUCAAUUUUCUGAAGAAUAAUUUUAAAACAUGAGAAGUUUUUUUCAAAAAAAAACAUCUCAAGGUGUAAUUAUUGCUAUUGAAGUUGAUGAAAAAGUAUCAUAUCCCUUAAUCUUGAA
Molecule: messenger RNA, 3164 nt
Organism: Planococcus citri (citrus mealybug)
Lineage: Eukaryota; Metazoa; Arthropoda; Insecta; Hemiptera; Pseudococcidae
Exons: 2
Coding region: 588-1823 (411 amino acids)
Source: RefSeq, a predicted model, not a curated record